Spirodela intermedia is the source of this 647-nucleotide messenger RNA. The record is from the annotation of a GenBank genome assembly. Lineage: Eukaryota; Viridiplantae; Streptophyta; Magnoliopsida; Alismatales; Araceae.
AUGGCGUAUCAGCUGGGUCAACUGGACCGUCGAAAUGGAUGGAGGAAAGGUGGAUUCCCCAUCCGUGGAGGGAAGGUGGACGUCGGCGAUUAUCAGGAAGUUGGGGGCAUCGCCCGAGGUGUGGGUGCCCAGAAUGAGCCUCUCCACGGCAACGGACGAGGAGGAAGAGCGUGGCAGCCACUGUACUGUGAGGGACGGCCAUUCCAAGGGGUGAGAGAUGAGCAAGUCGUAGAGAAAGGGAGAAUUCUUCUUCCACACGCUGUACUCCUCUCCCCCCGUCGCAUCCCCAUCGUCCUCCGCCAUCGCCGCAGCACCUCCCUCUUCCCUCGCCGCCAUUUCCCCUCCACCCCUGGACUGACCUUUUCCCGCCAAGAGGCCUGGCUCAUCGUAUAGGGUUCUUGAUCAGAGAUGCGGUCCGCUACCUCGCGGGCGCACAUUUAGACCCGAGACCAAAGAGCAGACUUCUUACAAAAAUGGAGACGAGCCAAUAAAUAAUUUGUAAUGACAUUUUUUUAUUUUUCAUUUUUAAAAAUACAAAAUAGACAGCUUCUUCAGAAAAGCUAAAAUCAUACACAAUACAGUCGUCAAAAAUAAAAUUAAAAAAAAUUCUCUUUUGCCCCCUUUCUUACAAUCGCAGCCGAGGCUGA